Molecule: messenger RNA, 1599 nt
Organism: Urocitellus parryii (Arctic ground squirrel)
Lineage: Eukaryota; Metazoa; Chordata; Mammalia; Rodentia; Sciuridae
Source: RefSeq, a predicted model, not a curated record
AUGUUGACUGUGGUGGUACAAGUGGAGCUGGAGAGGGGAUCAGGCCCUAAGGAGACCCAUAGCCCUACAAUCCUUCUGGAGGGGCCCAAGAGCCUUCGACUUCUUCAGCUGGGGAACUUGGAGACUCAGGAAGCAGAGCAGGAGCUACUGGCACGAGUCCAAACAACACUGGCCUCUGUGGGCCAAGGGUACAGUGUAUCUCUGCUGCUCCGAGGCAGGGAGACAGAGGCCCCCCGAUUUGUGCCCCAGUUGCUGCAGAUGCUGUUUGAGGAAGCUCUGUCCCUCCACCGCUCUGAUCAUGUGCUUAGCACUCUUAGCCUGGUGCAGAUCAGCCCCAGCGGGAAGACGUGGGACCUGCUCUCCCCAGGGGUGGAGGACCUGUCGGUGCUGGAUGUGGCUCCUCUAGGCUUGGUGGUGGAACAUGCCAGUGAAGUGGAAGUGUCUGAYGCAAGAGCUGCCUCAGAGCUAUACUUACAGGCUGCAGGGGGUGAAGGCAGGGAUUGCCCCUUGCUGCGGGUGUUGGCGGGUGACGCUGUUGGUGAGAAGGUGGAGGGCUCUCUGCCCUGGAUUGUCUCAUGGCUUCUGGAAGGAAACAACUACAGUGGACUCCUUAUUCACCUGGACCCCCAAGAUGGAUGGGGCAAGGGCAGCUCCCUGCGUUUGCUCCAGGCUGCUUUCUUGGGGGCAUCAGGAAGGAGGAUGCAGAUGAAAGAGGUGAAGCCCACUUGGUGGGAUGCGGUAGAAGAGGCCUGGGCCCGCCGGGCUAGCCUGAGGACUCUGCGUUUGAGCCUCUUUGGGGACACCUUGACAGACAGUGGGCUUAGCCAGCUGGGAAGGGCACUGCGGGAGCUACAGGUGAUAAAAGCCUGGAGCCAGUGCCCAAGAAGAGGGACACCCAAAGGGGCUACAGCUGAGGCCGUGGGGUUCCCAGAACUGCAGGUCAAGCCUGAGCCACCGAAGUAUCCUAAGCAAGGAAGACAACAUUAUUCCCAUUUGUCAGAAAGAACAUCAUCUCUAGGGCCUGGUCUCCACCAAAAGCAUCCUCUCAGGAACUCUGAGGAACAGUUCCAGCAGGCCCCAGAUGUGGCUCUGCAGUUGCUCAUGGCUCAAGUUCGGAGGCAGAGAUUGAGAGAGCAGCACCAAAUUUGGAUCCAAGAGGAGAUAAAGCAUUUGGAACAGGAAGAGGUGGUACAUGAACAGGUCAAAGGCCUGGUGGCUGAAGAGGAGACCUGUGAGAAGAGGCCGAGAUGGCACCGGGAGCUGAAAGUACUGAGACUUCAGGUGGAGGCCCUGCAGGCAGAGCGGAACAUCGCAGAGGAAGACUUGGCAUUCUUCUAUGAUCUGCAUGGGCAGGCCACCAGAGCACAGACAAGCCACAUAUUACAGGUAUUUCGAGCCUGGCAGAGGCUGCAGGAAGAGCAGGCCAUGACCACAGAGCAUCAUCACCGCAGCCUACUGGCUUGUGUCCUGCAAGACAGCAUUGACCUGGCCUUGAGGAACCAGGAGCUCCAAGCCCAGAACCAGCAGCUUCAGCAGGGUGCAAUGAAGGGAGGGGCAGUCAGACUGGAUCUCUGCCUUAGGGUGAAACCUGAUGAUUAG